Molecule: messenger RNA, 13010 nt
Organism: Toxoplasma gondii ME49
Lineage: Eukaryota; Apicomplexa; Conoidasida; Eucoccidiorida; Sarcocystidae
Exons: 13
Coding region: 450-12641 (4063 amino acids)
Source: RefSeq, a predicted model, not a curated record
CUGGCGUGAGUGAAAGUGCGACUGAAAGACCUUCGUAAGUCUUUUCCUUCAUCUGAACUGCUUCGCUCCCUUUCAUCUUUCCUCCUCGUUGUCCUCCCCCUGUCAAGUGCGAAUGGAGAGGCCGCUCGCCGUCUACCGCACCCACUAGUGGCAGACUGGAAAAGACCUCUUUCGAUCAAGUAUUUACGUUGCACAUCUGUUUCUGUUUUUUCGAUCAUCUCUUGAUUUCGGCUUUCUUCGUCUCUGUUUUCUUCCUCGUUUCGCCUCUCCGUCCGCCUGUGUCCGCUACGGCUGCGGCUCCCUUUUCCUCAGAAGGCUUCGCAGCCCCCAACCGGGGAAGAUGAAAACGCUUCGCCCAGAGUCUCUUUGAGGGUUCGCUUCUCUCGAGUCCCUCUUUUCCACAAUUAUUUCCGCGUCUCUUCUUCUUCCUCUCUCUCCUCGUCGCAGAAAUGGCCUCGUCGUUCCUCGCCUCGCCCAGCCUCAUCGGCGGGGUAGCAGUCCCUUCGCUGGGCACCUUCCCUUCUCCAGAUCUGUCUCCUUGUCUUUCUCCUUCUCUCGGUGUCUCGAUUUCUCCUGCGUCCCCAGAAGAGACGCACACGAACAAAAGUGCGAAAGGCUGCAGCGUGCGGCUCACUGCCGGCGCCGAGCCGGUGCAUGCAGCCCCAAGCCAUGAUUCUCACGCGACCGCCUCUGUCUCCUUUCUCUCCAGCGACACAGGCCCUCUCGCUGUUCCCGACCAAAAAGAGGACGCGCUGCCCGCGAAGAGACAACCUGUCUCCUUGAAAAAGGGAGACAACGGAGAGGCGCCGAGAGCCGAAGAAAGGGAGCAGAUGAUCGAAGGUGUGUGGCUCGCGCGAGGGAUCGAUGUCCCAAACUUGAAUGCACAUCUCACCUGUUUCCUUCGCGCCUCGGCCCUUGAAGUCUUCAACACCUCGCCCUCUGCACAGAUUCUGCCGGGGCGUAGGCGCCGCGCGCCGGCUCGCAGUCUCGGCGGGGAGCCGAGCGUCUCGUGCGAGACAUCCCGAAGUAGCUGUCAACAGUCGUCUGAGUCGCCGGUCGCUUCCCCGGCGUUUCCGCUCCUCUUUAAACUCCCCCUGGACGCGCCGCUGGCGUCGAGAACUCUUUUCGAUGCAGCGGUCGCUCGGCCUUCUUCUGGCGAGGCCUGUUGCCUCUCCUCUCACUUUUGUGCCUCGUCUCUCGGCGCGUCUGCUAUCCUUCACGGGCGCCGCUUCACUGCAUGCGCGAGUCACGCUUCACGGCGAAGCCUCGCAGGCCAGGAGAAGAACGCUUUCUCAGUCUUUCGACCUCCCUCGUCUGACAGGGCCUCGGUGCAUGCUUCGUGGGCGACGCGCUUUCUAGUUCGCUUUCCGUCUCUCUGUCGUCGGCGAAGGCAGGCCAGCAGUCGCGCGACCGCUCUCGGUUCGGUGCGGAAGUCGAUAGACAAGCAUGGAAACAUGGAGAAGCGAGGAACCGUGUGCGCCGGAAACUGUCUGGGCAGUGGCGUGAACGACCCGCGAGAGGCGGGACAAACUCGAGAGGCGAAAGAGGCUGCGGGGCUUGGGGCGGAGGCGAUUGUCGUCAUUGCGUUCGUGACCGCUGACAGGUAUCUUCACCAUGUCCGCCUUCGCCUCCAGAGCGCGGGAGGGACCGGGAACGAAAGGCGAAGCCCCUGCGGCCCGGCAGCCGGCGGAGAGGUCACAGUCGCGACGGAGAUGGAGAGAGGCGCUCCCAUUCUCUCCGUUGAGCUUCUGGGCGUGUGGACGUUAUCUCUAGAUGUAGAACUGGGUCUCAGCCGCAACGACGCUUCUUGCGUCCAGGGCGGUGGAGCCAUCACGCCGGUGGGGCGCGACGCCGCUCGGAGAAGACAAGGGGAAAGAGAGCGAGGCCAGACGCAUUCAGAUCUCGUUGCCAACAGCUACCUUCUCGUCGUUGACGAGAAAUCGCUGCUUCUCUCACUGCCUCGCCUAGGUCGCUGGGGUGUCGUCGUGGUCGGCGCAUGCAGCGAGCCGGGCGGCGUUGGCGACGCCCACGAAGGCUCUCUGGGGGCGAGGCGCGAAAGCCGGAAGCGACCGCGGGAGAAUCCGGAUGUUCAGAAUGUCACGAGGUCCUGUGUGGAGACAGGCGUCCCUUCUGAAAAUUCUGGAAAACGAUGUCUGGAUCUGAGGUUUGCAGACGGCAGAGAAGAGGGGCACCGCGAAGCGGACUGCGAAGGCUGUUCCCCAACCACAGGAGCAGCUUCAGGCGACAUCCAAGAUUCACAAGAAGCCGAGAGCUCGGUCAGCAAGCAAGCGGUCUGGUUUCCAGCGCCCUUCUCGGUUCCUUUGCCCCUCGCUUCACACGGCUGUUCGCGUGAGAAAGGCUCCUUCAGCCUCCUGGCGCCCCUUCGUGGGUUUCCGCUUUUCGCAUCUUCACCUUGCAGCGCAAGAGAUGAAGACUCCGAGAGGCACAGACAGACAUCCCAGCUCGGAGGUCUCCCCUUUGCUUCGGGGGAAGGUCCCGCGCGAACCGUCGAAGAAAGCCAACGAAUUUGGGCGCGAGCGGCCUUCGUCGCUAGGCUGUCUCCUGGUGGCGACUUCGGGGGGUGGCUCGGCAGCGACUGUCUCACCCAGCUUCAAGGAAGAGGAAAGGAGGAGACAGGCAUAUGGCGCUUCUUUCGGAGACGACCUGGGAAGAGAAAGUCUCCGAAUUCCAUUUCUUCUGUGGGGGACGCCUCUGGGCCUUGGCCCACCGCGGCGCCUCCGGUUCGCUCCAGCCUCUUCGUGGUGACGUGUGGACCUGCCGGGUCCCCAGCGGACGGGGACGAGGCGCAAGAGAAGAAGCGAGAGGAAAGAAGAGACAGGCGCGGAGAGGAUUGGAAGGAGCGACGGGAGAGCGACGAGAGGAAAGACUCCGAGAGGCAACAGCCUGGUUCAGAGGUUGGGGAAGUCGAUGGCGCCGCAGCGCCUUCGUUGUCGACUGCACGCGCGUCGUUUGAAGAAACGGAUGAAGAAGGAGACUCGGCAUUCGCCUCCGCUUCCAACCACCUUGCGGAAGUCUGUGUCUGGCACAUAGGCGCAUCUUGUAGACUGGACGUUUCCGGUACAAACCCAGGUCUCCCCUCACUGCCUCAGGCUUCGUCUGUGGCGCCUUCCGCCUUCUCCUCCUUCUCGCUCCUGGCGCGACAUGUCUUCAGUCUCGCCCCUUCGGAAGUCGAGGGGCGCUCUUCGCUCCCCGGCCAGAACAGGAAAAAGGCCUCAGACCCAGCGGCUCCGCACCGGUCCCCAGAAACGCCCAGCCGCCUCGCGCCUCUUGGGCGGUCGCCUCCGGACUCGCCUUUCCCGGUGGAGAUACUUUUGGUUGCAGAGAACGGCUGGCCGCGAGACGCUAAGGCAGGCCGACGAAGAUCAGAAGGCAGGUCCUGGGUCGUAGUAGUCGACAAACUGGGGCGAUGCCACCUGCUCGAGUGGCGCCUGUGGGGCCUGCGCCGCGCCUGGGAGGCUCCAGAGGGGCAUGGAGAAGGAGACAGCGACGGAGCAACAUUCGAGUCUGAGGCGUAUCUCGGGGGGUGCGGCGCAUGCAGCGACAGUGGGGCUGGGUGUGCGCUCACCUACGUCGAGUGCAUUUCCUUUUCUCAAGACAAACGAGAUCCCGAGAGGCCGGAAGCAACGCAGGUUCGCCCCGACGCCGCAGGCGCUACGCUGGCGGGGAGAAGGCCUCCCAACGGAGCUCAUCAGAUGUUCUCUGUCGUUAAAAGCCAACAGUCACAGGGGCAGUGGUUGCUCACUGAUACUCACCUCUGGCGACUGCCGUGGAGCAGCGGUGAAGGUGAGGAUCGUCGUGAUCAGGACUUUGAGGAAGUCACCUCCCGCGAUAGAGAAGGAGAUUACGCGCAUGCAUUUCCCCUUCCGUCUUCUGCACCAUGGCGAACGAACGCGUUCCCUCCUCUGGCGUCCUUCCGCAUCCCUCUCGCGCGGACACCGGCGGUGGCCAGCGAUUUCUGGAACCCCGAGAGUUGCCGCGCCCGCUUAGACCAGGUGCGCGUGUCUCUGCGGUCGCUCCGAACGCGCUAUGUCGCUCUUCUCUCGUCUUCAGGACCAAGCCGGAAGGCAAGCGAGACGGUUGGCGCUCGGUGGCGGGCCGCGGCUGUUCUGCUCGAUUGGGUGUCGAGAGCUUUGGAGCCUUCUAGUCCGCCGAGGGGAUCUGAUUGUUCCCCGUCUUCUCUCUGUCAGUUCUUGCUGGUUGCGGAACACAACGACUCCGACCAAGCUCGCUGUAGCCGGGUGCCUUCCCCGUCUCAAGCCCAAGGGCCGAGCCUGUCGCCUGUGUCCUUGAAGCGGCUUCUGUGGGCUGUGACGUUCCUCACAGUUCAGAGAGCUCAGGCGCGGGCUUCGCGCCAGGCGUCGGAACCGUGUACGCCUGCUCAUGCUCCUUGUUCCGCUUCUCGUUCCGUGUCUCCCCAGAUGAGAGAAGAGAAGGAGACAGUCCCCUCUUCUCUCGCGGAUCCGCUUCUGGCGGCCGCCACAGCGAGCACUAUGCUGUGUCGAUGGCUGGCUCAAAGGCUGGAGGCGUGCACGGCGGCUGGUUGUUGGGGCGCCGGCGCAUGCAGGGGGCCGGGCCAGGGUCAAAAGGCCCACUGGUCGGAGGCCGCGGACUCGGGGCGCACCGAGGCAAGAGGCGUUUUUCUCGGCGCUUCCCUGGUCUGGUGGAAGGAGGUCGAGAGAGAGAAGGCGAUUCUCGACAGCCGACACGAAGCCGACGAGGACGGCAGAGGUGCAUGCAAGAAACUUGGAGAGGACCAGGGUGGGGUGCGAUCCACAGCCUUGCGUUCAGACGACGCGUACAUGCCCUGUGCGCUUCCGAUGGUUCUCUCGUAUUCUGCGCUUCCCGCCUUCGUUCGUCAAACCUCGUCCGCGCACUCUGGGCCUGCGCCUGCGCUUCUCUCGCCCCUAGGCCCCCUCGCCAGUUCUCUGUCUCUGCUGCGUCCGGCCGCGUCGUUCCCGGAGUCGCUGCUUCUCCAGCUGGCCUCCCUGGCGCGUGCUGUUCGCGAGGAAGUGUACGCGCUUGGGCUCGAGUGUGUCGAAGGCCGAGACGAAAAGGAAGAAGAAUCGGGAGAAGGAGACGAAGGCGAAACCGCGAAGGACCCGGAGGGUGAAGACGGGGAUGGAGUGGAAGCCCGAUGCCCCAUAGAUGAAGCAACACUCGCUGAGUUGUUUUUCUCCCUGCAUGAGCAGCCUGAGCAGUGGCCAAUCUCCAGGUUGAGCAGGAAGCGCGUCGCGCGUCGGUCGUCAUCCCCAUCGCGCGGUCGCGCCACGGAGCGGCCAACGCGGUCGCGGACUUGGAAGGGCGAUCUGCAUGCGCCGAAAAGAGUCAGCGAUGACCCACAGAGUGCAGGAGAUGUGGGCAAGGACACCGAGGCUCUCCCAAGGCGCAACCGGCUGAGAUUGCCUGCGGCCUUCGAUGGUUCGGUGAGAGAAGAAGGGGAGAGGAUCCUCUGUGAAUUCGUCGACUCGGCAGCGAUCCAAGAAGCUCGUCGAUUUCUCUUUCCGAUGGAAGCCGCAAAAGAGGCAGACACGCGAGACGGAGAGGAGACAGGAGACUGCGGCCUGGGCGGGACAGUCGGGCAUCGUGGAGAGAGCGCAACACCACGACAGACUGAGCUGGUCUUGGAAUCUCCCCAUCUGCCUGCCCUCCAGCGAUUUUUCCUCCGGUGCAUGCAGAGCGAGAAGGGAGGAAACGCGCGUUGCCGACGCGACGCGACUGCGUCACUCCCCAGAAGUCUUCUUGUCCUUCGCAAGGACUCUGAGGCGACUUCGUGUCUGCAUACCUGGGGGGGUACCGAGGGCGUUUGGACCAGAGGCUUGCGCCUAGGAGGCGGACAAGGCCGCGGGCGACGGCCACAGGACCCGCGAAACGAAGGCGGUGAGAUCGAACGAACAAUUGAAAGUCUCCUUCUCCUCUCGCCGUCGCCUUCCUGGCGAAUUCUGCUCGCCGGGUGUCUCCAACUCGAGGCUGCUCGCUCUCUCUCUUUCGCCGCCGAGAGCGAAGGAGAUGGUCAAAAGAGAGAAACGGAAAGAGGGGAAGAAGAACGUGGAGAGGGCGACAGCGCGGCCACACACGACGAACGGGGUGUUGAGGGAAGCUGGACUUCCAGAGACAUUGAAGACCUUCUACGACGCGCUCUGGGCAGGGGAAACGAAGGGACGAGUCGCGAGACCAGGCAGACGAAUGACGCAGAGGCAGGCGAGACAAAGCGAAUAAAAAGCAGAAGAGAGGGAGACGGCGAGACGCGAGUUUCUGCCUUCAAGUGCUGCGCCUCAGUUGCUUCUGCGCUUCGCGUCCUCAAAUCCGAUACAAGUCUGUUCCACUUCCCUUCCGCGCCAGCUGAGAAGCAGAUUUCCCUCGACUUUUUCCUUGUCUUUUCGCGUCGCGUGCAUCGCCUGGUGGACCGCCUGCUCUCGCCGCUUCUGCGUCCUUCUCCUCGCGCCUUUGCGGAGUUUGGCGAUUCGCUGUGGGCCUCGGUGUCGAGCACGCAACUGUCCCUCCCGGCGCUUUGUCUGUGCUGUCGGAGUAAAAAUGACGGGGAACGCGUUUGCGAGGCCUCACAGAGACACGCGUGUAGGGGGCUGCAGGCGUUCCAUCGAGCGGCUGCGAUGCACAUUUUCGCCUUUUCUUCCUCGCUCUCGCCUGGAGGCGAACGCGGGUCGGCUUCGCCAGGCCGCGGGGCCUCUCCGGGGGCCUCUCUCGACGCUUGCCUGUCUCUCCUGCCUUUCGCGAACGCCCGUGACAACGGCUGCAUACGUCCGAGACAAGAAUACGGAACAGAACGACUGCAUGCAGGCCUCGCGCCGGGACGUCCUGGGGAACACUGCCGUUCCUUCGGACAAGACGAGCUGUUGUCUCCGAGUGUGGAGUUCGGUCGAGACAUCGUCAAGACUGGCCAGGCGUGUACGGAAAGGAGCAAAGAGGAAACUUCUUCUCUGGUUUCCCGCCUACGCGUUCGCGUGGUGAGUCCGGCUCUUGACAAUGCCGUCCUCGGUUCGUACUUUCUUCUCGCCGCUCUCGCCGCCAGCACGGACUGGGCCCUCGCGGCGGUUCAGAGUUCUUCUGCGAAUCGCCUCGAAGCCUGUGUAGGCGCGUUCGGAGAGCCAAGAGACUGGCACAGUCUUUCGGACGCUUCGAUGGAUGCCGGUUGCUUGCGGGCGUCCUCCUGGGAUCUCCAGUUCCAUUCCGGCGGCGCAUGCAGUCCCGUGGCCGUCGGCCCGGGGCGGAGACAGGCCUCCAGCCCCCACCCCGCUCUCGAGCGAAAAAACGCCUUUUCUCUGGAGGCGGAUCCCCGAGCUUGGAACGUGGCUCUGCGGGACAGUUCUCGCCCUUCGUCGCCUGUCUCCGGUGUCUCCGUGCCAGGAGGCGGCGUCGGGCCCCGGCAACCGUUGCAGGCCAGCGCGGCGCCCAACGGUGCCGACGGAGACACCCGCGACCGCGCUGGAGACGAUGAGCCAAGUCGGUGGAGCCCCAGCGGCGCUUCGCCCAGCGGCGCCUUUCCUCCCAGUUCGCCCUGUUCGUCCUCGGUUGCAUGCACGUCAGAGACGUCACCCCGCGCUGGAGCCGCGGCAGUCCAGUCUCUGCAGGCGCUUCAAACCACCAUCGAUGGCUUACUCCACUUCUACGCGGGAUUGGUUUCUGCGUUUCGUCUGCUGGCUCCGGCGAAGUCGCCUUCUGCACUCUCCUACGCCUUUUCCUCGCUCGGGCCUGCGCCAGGGUCGCGCCUCGGUUCUUCCUCACGCGCUGCUCGCAUCUCCCCAUCCGCCGUUCCGUCCGCUGCCUCCUCUGGGGCGUCUCCGCUCUUGCUUCUGGAUGCAUGGCGUGACGCCCAUGAGAAGGCUCUCAGGACUGCGGGGAGGCGGCGAGAGAGAAAGGACGAGACUACGAGAGGCCGAGAGAAGUGCGACCAGGACGGGGCUGGAGACAAGAACGCGCGCAACUCAGACGUCUCAGGGCGGACACCUUCUGCAGCUGAGGACAAGAAGAAAGCUGCAUGCACUCCUUGCGCAAAUACACUGGAGGCAUCUUCGUCGUUUCUCGCCUUCUUCCUCCAAUCGCUUUGCCAGCAGACCUCGCCGUCCAGGCUCCUUGCGAAAGCUGAGGCCUCUGAAAUCCUCUCGUCUGUGCUCGCGCGAUCCCCUCUCGCUGAGCACCGCGUGGCGGCGCAUGCCUUGCAGAUUUGGGCCCUGGUGGCGAGCGUAUCUCUCUUCGCCUCAUCGCUCUCUUCUUCAUCGCUCUCUUCUUCAUCGCUCUCUUCUUCAUCGGUCUCUUCUUCUUUGCUUUCUUCUUCUUUGCCUUCUUCUUCUUUGCUUUCUUCUCCGGCUUUCUUUCUUCUCCUGCGGCGUGCAACGGCUGAGGUUCAUCGCCAUGUGGUGGGCGCUGUGGUGGAGACCACGCGGAGUUUUUCGCUCCUCCAGAAAAGGGCGUCGCACCUCUCUAUCGCCUCUGCUGCCGCGGCGGCGAAGUCGUCUCUCCUUCGGCCUUUCUUGGCGGUCCUGUCUGCCGAGUCGGACGAGUACACAACGCAAGAAGAGCGCUUUCUAGCGAGGUGCUGUGUGGAUAUUUUGAAGCAUGGAGAGACACGACACUCUUCAGGUGAAGACGACAGAUUUCUCGUCAAGAGUCUGGAAACGUUGCUCUUUCUGAGUUUCGGUCGGUACCUCAACAUGACAUUCCCCUUCUUCUCGACGCCUUCUCUCGCCCUGCCGCCCACAGCCUCACUUCCGCCUUUGCUUCUCCCUUCCCAGUUCCUCAAACCCAGUGGACCCGGCGCACCCAACUGCCCUCUCUCUGCUUCUUCUCCCUCUCCUGCGCGCUCUGGUUCUCUCUUUCCUUGUCUUCUUGAGUUCGUGACACAAUGUGAGGCAUGCGCUCGCGCUGGUCUUUCCUCGGCGCGGUGUUCGUUGUCUCUCAGAGCGUCGCUUUUCGAAUCUGCGGCGCGGUCAGCUGCAGAGGCUUCUGAGGCCAUUUGUCUCCCCCGCCCUGUCUCCUUGUUCUCGCCGUUCUCUUCGCGAGAGCCGGCGCCGGCUCUUGCCGCUGUGGGGCGCGUGGGGAAGGCCUCCGCGGCUGUAGAGGGCGAAGUGUGGAGGAAGUUGUUUCUCUCCUACGUCUCCUGUGGUCAGCUUCUUGGCGCCCUCGAGAUCUUGCCGCGCUUGUCGCCGGAGAGCGAACAAGAGAACGGAGUGUUGGCGAUCCUCGCCUUCGUCAUUCGAGCGCGCCUCCGACGAAGCGGGCACCCGAGGGGGGGCGAGGCGGAGGGCGAGGGCAAUCCAGAAGACGAGGAAGUCGGAGGUUUAGAAGCGAUGUCCAGAAGUGGAUUAUACGCGAAGCGAGGGGAGGCAGUGCACGUAAAGAGCGAAGGGAAAACGGAGUUUUCCUUUGGGCCAGAUGAGUGGACAAUUGCGACUCGAGAGGAAGCUGGACGAACGGAGAGGGGUCGGCCGCAGUGUCAUGGAUCUGCUGUCUCCUUCAUUCAGAGGAAAGCAGAGGAAGACGCCCUCGCCAACUUCUCUUUGGAAUCGCUCAGACGCGCGUGCUCGAAGCGCCUUAGCCUCUUCAUCGACCAGAUUCUCUUCAGAGCUGCUCUGGCGAUGCAUGCAGCCGCGGGCCCCGCCAGGGAGGCAUACGAAGUGCUGAAACAAGAUUUUUUGGUAUCGUCUCGCCUCGAAGAAGCGGCGCGUCUCGCCUUCCUCCACGCGGCUUCCAUUCGAGCGUCGUGCUUCACCGCCUCGGCGUCCUCCCAGCAGACCCCGUGCUCGUCUCCGCCUUCUCAGUCUCCUUCCAUCCACCUUUCUCGUCUGUGUGGAGGCGGAGAGACUCCGCCCUUUAGCACAGUUUUUACGUAUCUCUGUGGGGACGGUAUGCCGCCGCCUGUGGGGCUUGCGGGUCUCUCGCUACACUCGCGCCUUCCCAACCCUGAGGCUCGCGAGGCCGGAAGAGCCUGUCUCCGGUCGGCUGUCUCCCGUUCCUCUGCAUGCACCUGGGCGCAGAGAGAGGAAACUGGAGAGAUCGACUUUCCUUCGUGGGUCCUUUCGGGCCUAGGCGAGCUGCAGCGGCUCAUGGCGACAGGCGCCGAGGAGGGCGGAGACACCGAGGGCCGAGAGAGCGAAGAGACAGAAGACACUCUGCGGGCAGACAGGUUGAUGUGGGGUGUGCGACCGUGUAAAGUCGACGCCGGCGAGACAGCGAGACGGGGGAGAGAAAGUGAAGGGGGGAGAGGAGAGAAGAAGACAAGGCGCGACAGAGAGCACAACGACGAGGGCGGAGAUGAGACAGAAAACGAAGGCGAAGGAUCAGAAGAAAACUCGCUAACGCAGCAGCAUGCUCGGUUGUCGGUUCUUGCCGGGCGCUUCCUCCGAGCCUGCUUGUUGACGGGGCGAGAGGCGUUCUCUCAGCCGCCGUUUUCCCCACAGUUGUCUCUUCCAAGCGUGAAGCCGCGACAUCCGCGAAACGUACUCCCCGCGCAGAAGUCAGUGAAUCGUGGACUUUCGGUAGGUCUCUCUUCCCGCGCCAAGGCCUUUGUUCCCGAGCCGUCUCCCACAGUGGCUCUGGAGGCAGUGCUGGAGGACCUCACCUUGUGCAGCAACUUGCUGUGUUGCUUGUCGUCUCCGCUCCUCUUUCUUCCUCCCGGGCCUCCCGGUCUUCCGCUCCCGCUCUUCUCGCCUUCGCCGUCGCUGCAGACGAACUCGGUAGGCGCCGUCUGUGUCCUGGUCUCGCCGCCUAACCGGCAAGAAGGCCUCGAGGGCAAAGACGAAGAAGAAGCCGCGACAGAGGUCGGCGAGACCAUGAGCCCAGAGGGCGUCUUGGAUCAGUUGGCCUCGACAGUUCGCGACCCGUGGCUCUCCGCACCGCCGUCGCCUUUGUCUUGCUCGUCGCCAAGUUCGUUUUUCUCUGCUGAUCCCUCGUCCCCGGCAGCGGUGCAUGCGCGUCGCUUCACGCGGGCAGGACAGGAAACAGGCACACAGGUCGACUUGGAAAACGAGGAACUUCACUCUUCAAGAGAGACCCACCUCGCUCCCGCCACCCUCUUAGUCGAUGACGACGGAGUCGGUGAUGCUGAGAGUCGAGCGAAGGUUCAGGCGCAUGCACUCCCCCUGAGUUUCCUAAAUAAACUCGUGGAAGUCACAAGAGGUCGUUCGGUUCUUCUUUCACAAGGUACAGACGCAGCAGAGGUCUGCAGUCGGCACCCAUGGACCCUCGACGCCGCAGAAGUCGUUGCACACUUGGGAUUCGCAGGACGUCUCGCGGACGCGGUUGAACUCGCAGGGCAUCUCGACCUGGAUCUUCUAUUGCCCUUUCUCUCCUUCGUGAGCUUCAUUCUCCGGACCUACGUCAUUGUGGUCGACCCGCCUGCACCAGCGGUGCCCUUCGCUUCCGUCGCUCCUGAAUCUUCUCUCUUCUCAUCCGCGCCUCUUGCCAAGCCGCGCACCGGUGCUCUCUUCGUUCCUUCGGCCGGCGAAUCAUCUCUCGCACUGGCCAAGAACAGAUUUCACCCAGCCUCUCGGUCAGUGGCCUCGCUGCUCGCCGCGCAUGCAGCCGAGGAGCGGCAACGAGAAGGAAGGAAAGCCAGGGAGAAGAAGGCCGCGGCGGAGCGUGUGGGGGCGCGAGCCGCCCGCGGCGCAAGCCCCGAGAUCGACGCAGCCUGGCGGAAGUUCGGGAGAGGCUCUGGAUUCCAACUGGACCUGCGAGCAUGCGCCCAAGAAGCGAAGGACGGAGACGAGGAAGACGACGCUCGAAGAGGCGCCUUCACCUGCUGGGUACAACUCGUGAAACAGCUGAAUCUGCGGCUUCUUCGCGUCGAUCCCGAGACUCGCUCCCACCCGUGGUUGCCGUCGGCGAGAAGAAGCGAAACUUAUGCAGAAGCGAACGACGCGCGCGGCUUUUCUGGAGAUUCUGCGAGUUUGUCGGGGGGGUGCGACGCCGACAGACCUCUGGACACUGCCACUCCCGGCAUCCUCGUGCAAAACGCCCUCAGAAUCACCGGUGGAAAGCCGGCGGAAAAAAUCAAGGAGGAAGGCGCCGCCCGGCGCCUACACGCGGCCCUCCUGAACGAGCUACAGACGGUCGCCAGGCAAUUCCCUUACGCCGUUCCUUCGUUUGUCUUUGAUUAUCUGCGUGCCGCCUCCCUUCCCAGCGACCCCGUGGAGGCCCUAGGCCAGCUUCUCAGAGACGGCAGACUCGGGGACGCAUGCAACCUCGUUAAGCAUCACUCACGUUUUCAACUAAAAUCUUCUUUCUCUUUGGCAUCGGAAGGAAGCCUGACAGACUGGCUCGCGUCGCUGCCGCCCACAGAGCGGUCGGCCGCUUUCCGCAUGACUUUCUUGGCUCUCGGCUUCCCUCUCGUUCUUCAGCUGCAUGCGCGUCUCGAAGAUCUCGUCUGCUCGCCUCGUACAAGCCAGUGCAGUGUGUCUAACCAGCAAGCACAGCGAAGAGAAGAAGACGAAAGAGAGACGGCAGUGAGGCUCCUGCAAGACGUCGGCCGGAUUCUGGCGGACUAUCAAAAGGCUUCUCGAAUGGUUGACUACGACGCGGCCUCUCUCACUGCGCUGGCUCUGCGCCCUCCGCCGUCAUUCUCCUGUUCUUGCUCGUCUGCACUGUCCACGUCCUCGCGCGUUGUUUGAUCUUAAAAGGCGGCUUUGUGCCCUCUUGUAGAUCAUGCGUUCAACGUCUCGGUCUUGUUUCGUUCGAGUCUUCUUUGUCUUAAUGGGUUUGCCACUGAGUCGGUGUUUCACGUAUCGGGAUUUGUGCGUCUUUGUUUAAGGCCCCCCCCCUUGCCGUAGAAGUUUGCUUUUUCUGUCGCGUCGCCGCUGGCGGGGGUGCUCCACUGUUGUCCCCCAUCUUCAUGGCAUUUUGUGUAUAUCUUGUCGUCCUUCGUGAAAAACGGUUGUCUUCGGUGUUUCAGACGUGGUUUCGCGUUUUGUUUUUCCGUUGCACUUUUUCCUUUUGGGGGCGAUGGUCUUCGCUGUUCGCCUUCGUUCUUUGUGCGCUGC